AUGGUCCGAAUAGACGUUGGAGGCUUUCCUAACAUCAAUAUCGCUACCACAGAUGGCAAGGUCGACAUUGGCAAAACCAAGCAACAGAUCCGCCAGAGGAUGCGAGGAGGCGGCAGAUCUGUGCAUCUGAGCUGGAACACGACGACCCCGCGCCUUGUCCUGACAAGUGACACUGACGACUUCGACCCGACCAUCAUAUCCCAUUUCCAGCAGGAAGGCUUCCAGCUCAGUUACCUCGAGUACGAUGGGAACAAGCAGGAUUACAUGGCCAAACUGCAGCAUUUGCAGGACCCCCUAGAGCUGGGGGAGAAAUAUGCCAUAGUAGCAUACGGUGACGCCGCGACUCUCGUGUUGGAAGCAUGCAUGAGACCCAUGCCGAAGCUCGUCGCCGUCGUGGCCUACUACCCGGGCCACCCGCCCCGCUCGACAACCAAUUUCCCUCCAACGCUUCACGUGCAAAUUCACCUGGCCGCCACCCAGAAAUGGGACACCCGCUGGCCCUCGUAUCGCUAUGAAAACACCGAGCCCGGCUUCGCGGAGCACGACCUCGAAGAAUUCGACAAGAUUGGCGCCUCGCUAGCUUGGUCAAGAACCCUCUCCAUCCUCCGCACGGCCUUCGACAUCGACGGCCCCGACCUCGAGGCCAUCUGGGUCAACCACACGCGGCUCGAAUUUGCAGAGAAGGACGCGGACAAGACCAUGGCCACCAUGGUCGCGCAGCCCUACGUGAACCAUGUACCCACGAUGACAGGCGGGAUCGGGUACGAUCAGCUGCGCAGAUUCUACGCCGACUUCUUCAUCCCGAACAACCCGCCUGACAUGAGGAUCCGGCUCCUCAGCCGGACUGUGGGCGUUGAUCGCAUUGUGGACGAGAUGUUCGUCUCGUUUACGCACACGACGGAGAUUUCCUGGAUGUUGCCGGGCGUGCCGCCCACGAACAAGAAGGUGGAAGUCGUGCUGGUCAGUGUGGUUUGCAUCCGAGGCGGCAAGCUCUACCGCGAGCAUAUCCACUGGGAUCAGGCGACCGUGCUGGUGCAGGUCGGGCUGCUGGAUCCGAAGUACAUACCCAAGACGUUCAAGACCGCUGAGCAAGGUAGGGAAGAGGAAGUCGAGAGGCUGCCUGUCUGUGGGAGGGAGGCCGCCAGGAAGGUGUUGGAAGAGGACAGCUCGCAGAGCAAUGAAUUGAUUCCUGACUGGUGA
Molecule: messenger RNA, 1200 nt
Organism: Cladophialophora yegresii CBS 114405
Lineage: Eukaryota; Fungi; Ascomycota; Eurotiomycetes; Chaetothyriales; Herpotrichiellaceae
Exons: 2
Coding region: 1-1200 (399 amino acids)
Biological process (GO): polyketide metabolic process
Source: RefSeq, a predicted model, not a curated record